AUGUCGAAAACACAGAUUGAUCCACAUAACGAGAAGGUCGACAUCAAUGAUCUAAAGGAGGAGCAAAAUAUCCAUCAAUCCGAUGUUUUAGUCGACCAGGAUCUCAUGGCUCAUGCCUUUGAUGGAGAGAACCGCGAGCAUGAGAUGGGCAUGUGGGAAGCAGUCAAGUUGUACCCCAUGGCUUGCUUAUGGGCAUUCAUCUUUUGUUUCACUAUUGUUAUGGAAUCGUUUGAUAUGUUUCUAAACGGUAACUUUAUUGCGCUCCCAGCGUUUCAGGAAAGAUAUGGUAUCCUUCAACCAGAUGGACUAUAUGCCAUUCAAACGAAAUGGCAAAGUGCACUCUUUCAAGCCGGGCAGUGUGGUGCUUUCAUUGGUGUCUUCAUGGCUGGUCCUGUCACGAAUCGUCUUGGCUACCGUUGGACAACCAUCAUAGCUCUGAUCCUCAUGAACGCGACAAUCUUCAUCUCCUUUUUCUCUGACUCGCUCGCUGUCCUUACUGUCGGACAAGCGUUAGAAGGUGUCCCUUGGGGAUUUUUCAUCGCAAAUGCCCCUGCCUACGCCAGUGAGAUCGUUCCUCUUGCCCUUAGAGGUGCAUGCACGGCUACUCUGCAAAUGUCUUGGUCUAUUGGUAGCAUCAUCGUUGCCGCUGCAACAUAUGGAUACAAUAGUAAACCAGGCCCGUGGGCUUGGAGAGUGCCUCUUGCCUUGCAGUGGCUCUUUCCAACUCCGCUCUUGGUCCUCAUCUUUCUCGCUCCCGAAUCACCAUGGUGGCUGAUUCGCCGCGGACGCAAAGAGGAAGCCCUUCGAUCCGUCAAGCGCCUUGGUCGCACCUCCCAUGAGCACUGCGAAGGCCAAGUUGCCAUGAUGGAGCGAACCGUUGAGAUAGAAAAGAAAAUGGGAGGUGACCCCACCUUACUCGACCUUUUCAAAGGUACGGACUUGAGGCGAACGAUCAUCACCUGCUUGAUAUAUGCGUCGCAGAACUUUGCAGGGAAUUUGAUUGCCAACCAAGCUACUUUCUUCUUCGAGCAAGCCGGGAUUAAACCAGACUUUGCUUUCAAACUCAACUUGAUCAAUUCAUGUCUUCAAUUCGUUGCCAAUAUCCUCUCUUGGCCGCUUACUGCCAGAUUCGGUCGUCGAACAAUCUAUCUCUGGGGUACAGCCACGAACCUCACUUUUCUUUUCAUUCUGGGUAUUAUCGCCGCCAUCCCGCAGAACCACCACACGAACUACGCUCAGGCGUGCUUAGGAAUUAUCAUCUCGUUCGUGUUUGCUGGAACCCUCGGACCCAUCUCAUAUACAAUCAUUGCCGAGACCUCCUCAGUCCGUCUUCGCGCUUUGAGCACUGGUGUUGGUCGUGCCGCCUAUUAUGUUGCGGAAAUUCCUAUGAUCUAUCUUGCCUCGCAAAUGCUCAACACGACAGGAUGGAAUCUUGCAGGCAAGUGCGGCUUUGUAUGGGGUAGCACCGCUGUCGUCUGUUGGGUAUCGGCCUACUUCUUCCUCCCCGAGCUCAAACAUCGCUCUUACCGUGAAACCGAUAUUUUAUUCAAUCGUAAGAUUUCUGCUAGGAAGUUCAAGACGACCUUGAUUGAUGUAAAGGAUAAUGAGUAA
Messenger RNA from Sclerotinia borealis F-4128, 1611 nucleotides. The record is from the annotation of a GenBank genome assembly. Lineage: Eukaryota; Fungi; Ascomycota; Leotiomycetes; Helotiales; Sclerotiniaceae.